Oreochromis aureus is the source of this 1480-nucleotide messenger RNA. Its product is annotated as endonuclease domain-containing 1 protein-like. The transcript has 2 exons. Gene Ontology annotation, molecular function: hydrolase activity; nucleic acid binding; metal ion binding. The record is from RefSeq and is a predicted model, not a curated record. Lineage: Eukaryota; Metazoa; Chordata; Actinopteri; Cichliformes; Cichlidae. The coding region runs from base 5 to 1183 and encodes 392 amino acids.
AUUUAUGUCUAGUGGUGCAGUGGUCAGCACAAUUAGGACUAAUGUCGUAACAUUUGUUCUCCUGGUACCUACUUCACAGGGCUCGCUGAUGAUGCCUCACCUCCUGCCACUGGCUAUUCUCCUCCUUUCCAUCAUUCCCACUGAAACUAAAGUGGUGGCAUCAGUGAAGGAAUGUAAUAAGUUUUUUCUUGAUAAAACUCCACCAUACAUCCCAGGAAUUUUAGAGGGAGGGAACAUCCUGGACCAAAACAGAUACAAAGUGAUUUGUCAAACCUUUAGCAACACCAGAACAUUUGUGACGCUGUAUGACACCAAGAACAAGAUUCCAGUUUUUUCUGCUGCAAAGUACAGAGGGAGACCUGGAGGCAAGAGGCCCAAGAUCAAUUGGAUGAUUGAACCGCAGCUUGAAAAACCAGCUGAUGAUGACAAUAUGAGACAAGCUGACAACAACAUCAUCUAUAAAAACCAGGCUGUAAACACUGAUUACAAACCCUACAACCAGCAAGGAUUUGACAGAGGACAUUUAUUUCCAAGCUCUUAUGGCUCUGAUCCAACUGAGAAAAGCUCUACCUUUACCCUGACUAACGCUGUUCCACAAAAGUCACGUUUCAACCGUGUGAGAUGGAGAAACAUGGAGAACUGUGUCAAAAAAUUUCUGGAUACCAACUGCAUUAAUGACAAUAACAGAAUGGCCUUUGUAGUAAUUGGAGCAAAACCUAGACGCAGUGCGAGUAGUGAAAGUAAGAGUAGUGACAAUAAGAGUAGUGACAGUGAGAGUAGUGAAAGUAAGAGUAGUGGCAGUGAGAGUAGCUUACUGAAAAAAAACAAGAUACAUAUUCCGUCAGUGCUCUGGUCGGCCUUCUGCUGCUACAGUAGUAGUCAGAAGAAGUGGGUGGCAGGUGCACACUGGAGCAAGAAUAGAGAUGAUUGCCCCAUACAUCUGCGGACCUUGGAAGACCUUGAGAAAAAACUGAGUAUUGAAGCAUUUCCUGGAAAAAAAUGUUCUAAACACACAACUUUAACUCAAGUUUAUUCAAAAUAUGCCCUUAAAUCCAAAAGGCGCAAUGUGGUUGUGAGUCAUAAGGUUCCUCGUAAGCAUGUUGGAAAGAAAAAAGUUUCUUGGGCUAAAAAGAGGAAAAUUCUAAACAUAAAUCCUGCAUUUCAGAAAAAAAAACCUACCUGAAAGCACUGGGUGAGAAUUAAGUGUUAAGUUGAAAAGGGAUUUCUUUUUUUUAAAUCAUAAAGUGUUUAUCAUGUGCUGCAGCUACAUUUAGUUAAGUAUUUAAGCUUUGUUGUUUGGUUUUUACAGAUGAGGAACAUGCUUUUCAUGCUGUAGCAUUGAUUUAUGUUUUGUACAUUUGAUGUGGGAUCGGAGCAUUAUACAAAAAAUGUGCAAUUUAUACACAUUGUUUAUACAUCAUCCGAGGGGAGCUUCUGUACACUGCAAGGUCCUUAUGGUUUUAAUGUAUUUUAAAUAAAA